Messenger RNA from Dermochelys coriacea (leatherback sea turtle), 1051 nucleotides. RefSeq names its product potassium channel subfamily K member 16-like. Gene Ontology annotation, biological process: potassium ion transmembrane transport; stabilization of membrane potential. The transcript is spliced from 5 exons. Gene Ontology annotation, cellular component: membrane. Bases 74 to 1051 code for a protein of 325 amino acids. Gene Ontology annotation, molecular function: potassium ion leak channel activity. Lineage: Eukaryota; Metazoa; Chordata; Testudines; Dermochelyidae. The record is from RefSeq and is a predicted model, not a curated record.
GAGUUUACAUUAGAGAGUUAUGUGCAAAUAGAGACCAUUCCCCAUUCUCCCUCACAUUUGCCUGCAGAGUACCAUGUGCAGUGGCACAAUCCACACCGGUUUGCUGGUGGUCAGCUACGCCACCUACCUACUCUUGGGUGUGAUUGGAUUCUGGGCUCUGGAGAAGAAUGCCGAGAAAGAACAGAAAAUGGCAGUAAUCCAAAUGAAGGAGGCGUUCCUACAGAACUUCACCCACCUCACUGUGGCAGAUGUUGAGCAGUUUGUGAAGAACCUGACUAACGCUGUGCAGAGAGGAAUAUAUCCCAUCGGAAACGAUUCACAGACUGAGGUCAGCAACUGGGAUUUGAGUAACUCCUUCUUCUUUGUGGGUGCAGUGGUAUCCACAAUAGGUUAUGGUACCAUGUGUCCUAAAACGGCUGCCGGCCAGAUCUUCUGUGUCUUUUUUGCUUCAUUUGGAAUCCCUUUUAAUAUCGUUUUCCUGCACCGGGUCAGUAAGAUGCUUUCUCUGCUGUGUGAAAGGCUUGGGAGAUGGCUGUAUGAGAAGGGAAUGAAAAAGAAGAAGAUCAAGUUUCUGACCCUUCUCUUCUUCCUGGUGAUGGGCAUUCUAGUGUUCCUGUGUCUGCCGUCAUUUGUCUUCCAGGUGGCAGAGGGCUGGUCCUACAGUGAAGGAGUUUAUUUUGCAUUUAUCACCCUGAGCACCAUUGGCUUUGGAGACUAUGUAGUAGGUAAACAGCCUGACAGGAAUUAUCCUUCCUAUUACCGGUCUUUGGUGGCCAUUUGGAUUAUCUUUGGCCUGGCCUGGAUUGCUCUUCUGUUCAAUUUAUUGACAACAUUAUUGGAAGACACUGAAAAAAAAAUUACUCAGGAUCUUCACAAAAUGAGAAAGGCAGGUAAAGACAAUGAGGAAAACCAGAAAAAAUAUCAGCCCGCUGGAUUUGUUUCUGCAGAAGAACCAUCAUUACUGGGUUCUGGAGGAGAUGCACAGAAGACAGUAUCUCUAGCAACACAUCUUGGAGAUGCAAAACAAGGGGAAACUAUUUUUUCCUUAUAG